AUGCUAUCUGAAUUCCAACAGCUACAGCCCAACCUAACAAACUUAACUGCCCAAAGACUUUCAGAUCAAGUACGUGUCAUUCUAAGUCGUAAGAUUUUGGAUGACAGAUUACUUGAACAACUUUGCAGUGAGUACUCAACAUCUUCUAUCAAUUCAAUUCCUGAUUCCCAACGAACACUUCCAGGUGAGUCUGAUGACUUAAAUGUUAAUAACAGUAACCAUAAUAUAAAUAUUACUAACUUAAACAACGAAAAAGUAGAGCAAAAUUGUUUUGAUAUAGAUGUGAGUUCCCAGGACAGCGAAUAUAUAAGAAGGACUUUCGAAUGUUCUCUUUUGGAAUAUAAAAAUACACCUAUAGAAAAUAGACCGAAACUACCUAAACUGCCUAACAACAAAAAAACUAUAUUAACAGUAGCAUCAAUGAAUGUUUUAUGUAAAGAUUAUUUUGAAAAAAGUAAUUCUAUUUUGGAAACUAUGUCUCUUCUAUACUGUUGUGCCCAUGCUGUACGUAUGAUAAUGAAAAUUCCUAUCAUUUCAGUACAAAAUUUUAUGAAAAAUAAUACAGAACCUAAAUGGAAACAAAGAAUUCAAAAACGAAUUGACAAUACUCGCAAAAUUAUAGGAAAAUUAAUAAGCUACCAAACAGGUAACAGGCGUAAAAAAAUAAUUACUUUAGUAAAUCAAAUCUCUAAUGAAAAUAAUAUUAGCCAUUUAGAUCCUUAUUUUCCGGAUAAAAUUACUGAGUACAUUGAUACGCAAAAACAAAAGUUAAAAGCAUGGGCCAACCGUAUUAGACGAUAUUCAGAAAGGUCUAAACGGUACUUCCAAAAUCGCACAUUCGAAAGUAAUCAAAAGUGGGUGUAUCGGUCUUGGGAGAACACUACAACUAAUAGUUGUACUCAUGGCAGCCCAAGCUUAAUUGAAUGUCUAAAUUUUUGGAAAAAUAUGUGGUCUAAUGAAGUUUCUCAUAAUGAAGCCGAAUGGAUUCGUGCAACCGAACGUAAGUUUUCUAAUUUGGCUAACAUGGGUUCUAUCUCAAUUACUGCUGAAGAUGUAUACUCAAUUACUCGUAGAUUACACAAUUGGAAAUCACCUGGACCAGAUGGUAUACACAACUUUUGGCUGAAAUGGAUAACAAGUAGCCAUGUGCGUUUGGCUGCACAGAUUCAAGAAGCCAUUGAGUGCUGUGAGCUCCCGAGACUUCUUACAACUGGUAUUACCCACUUACUAUAUAAAAAUGGAAAGAGCACGGAACCUAAAAAUUACCGACCUAUAACAUGCCUUUCAACUGUAUACAAAUUAAUAACUGCAAUUUUAAAUAACAAGAUCUAUAAACAUUUGGAAAAUAAUAACAUUCUGUCAACCGCACAGAACGGAUGUCGGAAAGGGUCACGUGGUUGUAAAGAACUUCUUCUCAUUGACACAGCUAUUUGCCGACAAGUUUUUCGUAAUCGCAAAAAUAUGUCCGCUGCUUGGGUGGAUUACAAAAAGGCAUAUGACUCUGUUCCACAUUCAUGGCUAAAGAGAGUUUUAGAAAUAUAUAAAAUAGAUGACAAAAUUUGUAAGUUUUUAAGUAAAUUAAUGGGUUAG
This is a messenger RNA of Parnassius mnemosyne (clouded apollo), 1590 nucleotides long. The record is from the annotation of a GenBank genome assembly. NCBI's taxonomy places the organism in Eukaryota, Metazoa, Arthropoda, Insecta, Lepidoptera, Papilionidae.